AUGGACGGCGGAGGGGAGGCACGUAUAGGCCCGCAACAAUGCACCGCGGCCGCCACAGUUGAAGGCAGCAGCGGAGGGCCAGCAGCAGCGGAGGGCCAGCAGUUCCAGCAGGAGCGCGCCGCCCCCUUCGUGACGGGCAGCCGCGGCGGCUACGGCUACGGCGGAGACUCGAGCCGUGACGCGCGCCGCAGAGUCGCCCCCCGCCGACUCGUCUACUACGCGGACCUACCCGACGUGCCGGCGACGCCGUACCCGCGCUUAGGCCGGCAGGAGGCGGGCGGCCGCGGUUACGGCGACGGCCGCGGGCAGCGCUGGGAGCGGCCGCUCAGCUACUCCAUCGUGGACGCGGACGCGCAGCCCGAGGCCGACCGCCGGCGCGAGUUCCCGCCGUCGCCGCCAGAGGCGCGCUACGGCCGCCUGCCCGCGCCCCCGCCGCCCCCCUACUACCAGCAGAGGCCAGGGCCGGACUACUACUCCUACUCGAGCAGGCCAGACGUGGACUACUCCGGCAGGAGGCCCGACCUGGACUACUCCGCCAGGCGGCCCGACCUGGACUACUCUGCCAGGAGGCCGGAGCUAGACUACUCCGCCAGGAGGCCAGAGCUAGACUACUCCGGCAGGAGGCCGGAGUUGGCCUACUCUGGGAGGCCAGAGACAGAGGGUCGGCGGACGCUGCCUCUGUCACCCGUACCGGACCACAGACGCCCCGGCGCCCCCUACCGUGGUCCACAGGGGCAGGCGGCGGUGCCGGCGCCGCUGCUGCCCGACGAGGCGGAGCCGUACCGCGGCUACAACCCGCGCCAGCCGGCGCCCUGGUCCAUGCAGAUCGGCGCGCGCCUCACCGUCAAGGACGACGGCCGGCGGCUGCCCUUCGUGGACACCACCGAGCUCCAGCAGACACUCCUGUCAACUGAAACAAAUGUGUAG
Schistocerca americana (American grasshopper) is the source of this 927-nucleotide messenger RNA. RefSeq lists its product as uncharacterized. The record is from RefSeq and is a predicted model, not a curated record. Bases 1 to 927 code for a protein of 308 amino acids. The transcript has 5 exons. NCBI's taxonomy places the organism in Eukaryota, Metazoa, Arthropoda, Insecta, Orthoptera, Acrididae.